GCGGUACGUUUUAUGGGAAGAAAGGAAUUUUACUUGGGGAACAUGGUCUGCAGCCAGAACGUCAAGUGCGGACGGGGGCAAGACGCCGCCAUCGCCCGUGCUGGGCAAAAGGAAAGGAGGGGACAGGGCCGGAGGUCGUCUCUCCUGCCAGCUGUUGGGCGCAGACAACAUGUGAUGCAGGAGGAGAGCUGGGAUGAUAUGGAAUGUGGCCAGUUGCCUUCAGAUGCCCUCCGUCAGGUGAAGAUCCAGCGAGACCCCAUCUACGGCUUUGGCUUUGUGGCUGGCAGCGAGAGGCCCGUGGUUGUUCGUUCGGUGACACCAGGCGGACCCUCUGAGGAUAAGCUCUUGGCAGGUGACCAGAUUUUGGCCAUAAAUGAUGAAGAUGUGAGUGAAGCCCCAAGAGAGAGAUUCAUAGAGCUUGUGAGAGGUGCUAAAGAAUCUAUUCUUCUCACUGUGCUACAGACCCAUCAGUCUCCAAAAUCAGCAUUCAUCAGUGCAGCCAAGAAGGCAAAGCUGAGGUCCAAUCCAGUGAAGGUCCGCUUUUCAGAGCAGGUCACCAUUGGUGAGACUGAUCCAGAGAUGCUGAAGAAGGAAGCACUUCUCCUUAUUCCUAAUGUGCUGAAGGUUUUCCUUGAGAAUGGGCAAAUCAAGUCUUUCACGUUUGAUGGUCGAACCACUGUCAAGGAUGUGAUGAUGACCCUGCAGGACCGGCUGUCCCUGAGGCACAUUGAGCAUUUCGCCCUUGUCCUGGAGUACGCCAGCCCAGAGCAGAGCCACAAGUUCCUUCUCCUCCAGGACAAGCAGCCCCUUGCCCACGUGGUGCAGAGGACCCACUAUCAGGGGAUGAGAUGCCUGUUCCGUGUGAGCUUCUUUCCCAAAGAUCCAGUGGAGCUGCUGCGUCGAGAUCCAGCAGCAUUUGAGUACUUGUACAUCCAGAGCCGCAAUGACGUGAUCCGGGAGCGCUUCGGGAUGGAGCCCAAGCCAGAGAUGCUGCUGGGCCUGACCGCCCUUCACAUAUACAUCACUGUCUCCGCCACACGGCCGAGCCAGAAAGUGUCCCUCAAAAACGUUGAAAAAGAAUGGGGCCUGGAGCCAUUUCUGCCCCCCUCAUUGCUGCAGGGCAUCAAGGACAAGAGCCUUCGGAAAGCUCUCUCCCAGCAGCUGAAGGCCCACCAGAGCCAGCCGCCGUGUGGCACCAAGGUCUCCACGACCCAAGCCAAGCUCCAGUACUUGCGUAUCCUAAAUGAGCUGCCGACCUUCGCAGGCGUCCUCUUCAACACGGUGGGACUGGAUGAGAAGCAGCCGGCCACCACCCUUCUGGUGGGACCCCGCCACGGCAUCAGCCACGUGAUUGACUUGAAGACCAACCUCACCACGGUGCUGUCCGAAUUCAGCAAGGUCAGCAAGAUCCAGCUGUUUCGGGAAAACCAGGGUGUGGCACGGGUGGAAACGAGCAUCCUGGAUGCCAAGCCUCUGGUGCUGCUGAUGGAGUGGCCGGAGGCCACCAACUUUGCCUGCCUCAUUGCUGGCUACUGCCGCCUCCUGGUAGACUCCAAGAGGAUGAUCUUCUCCCGUCCCGCCAGCCAGCCGCCGCCUCCUCAAAUGAUCAAGGCAGAUUAUGCGCCCACCGCCCAUCGGUCUGCUGCAGCGGGGCACGUGGGAAAGAAAGAGAGCGGGUUCCUGGGUGGCGCUGUCCACAGCCCCGGGGCAUGCCCCCCUCGAGCUCCCGUGGCCUCGGACUCGGAGCUCGUCAGCUUUUGCUACCUGCACAUGCGAGAGCAGAGAAAGGAGCGCAAGAGCAGGACGGACAUCAAUGAAAACUUGAUCUUCUUUGAGGAGUCUCGGCCCCGGACCAAAUCCGAUCCCACACCCAAAAGCUCUGGACAGGACUGCAAUGGGGCCGCUCACAACUAUGACCCGGAUGGCCUGGACCAGGAGCACUGGGCCAACCGGGCCAGAGCCUACACCAUGGACAGCCACGGGCAGAGUAACUCUGUGCACUUUUACUGUGACUCUUGCAAAGCCAAAGUCAAGGGUAGGUUGGCCUCUCGCAAGGGCGGCAAUUCUGGCAGCUCCCGUGACAACGUGGUGGACUUGACGUCCCUUCCCCCUCCAGGGAGUGAUGAGGAAGAGGACGAGACCACCGCUCUGCUCCCUGCCAUUGCCGCUCCGCCUCCUGGCUUCCGGGACAACAGCUCCGACGAAGACGACUCCAAGCGCCGGGCAGCGGCACAGGGCCAGGAGCAGGGCCGCCAUAUCUGCGGAAUCCUCUACGACGAGAUCCCGGUGACGCUUAUAGAUAGUGUGCAAACAAGGACGGUCAGGGACCAUGCCCAGGAUCUGGAUGAUGCCCUGGUCUCCACCCUGCAGGCACUGGAGGCUUUGGCUGCCUCGGAGGAUGGCCCGCACCCCCAGCCGCAGCAGACAGCAGGCCUGAUUGUCCUGGCUGCCAUCACCCCUGAGUCAUCGCUGGACUCCGGCCACGAAACCAACUCUUCGGAGAUCACCGAUGUCUCAGAGAUGGUUUCGGCCAUGAAGCAGCACCAGAACACUGCCUACUUCCUGGCUCAGCAUAUCAACAAGGAGAACCUUCUGACUAGGAAGGACCUGCCUUUCCGCAUUCAAGGCUGUGCUGCACAAGCUGUCCUUGCUUCGCCUUACCCCCUCCGCCACCAGGAACCGAGCUCUUCCCCAAAGCCGGCAAUCUCGAACCAAAACUCCAAGCCUCCUUGCAGUAGGAACAAGCAGGAUCCUCCCCAGCUGGGGAGAAGCUAUGCCUUGGCUGUUCAGCCUGCGCUCUCCCAGCAGCUCAGUGAGCCAAAGAGCAAAGGUGCACCAACCCCAGGCUUGGAGUGUGAGGGCCCCAGUCCCCCCAAAGCGGCCUUAGAGGUGUCCUUGCACGCCACUGCCCUGAGCAAUGAGCAAGUGCAAGAGCUGCAGGAUAAAAUGCCCAAGGAGGUCCGGCUGAGCCCCAAGUUGAUCCUGGAUGCCAGAAGCGGAGUUCCUCCUGCCGUCAUUUCAGCUGCUCUGCAGCAAGUGGUCGGCCACAAAUCCUUGCCUUCCCAAGCAGCAGCCCCCUCACUAGAUUCUCCAAAUGAACACAAGACUCCCAGUGGGAGCCAGGGCUGCAGAUGGCAAGCCAUCAGCAAGCAUUUACAACACCAAGCGAGUCAGCUCGCUGGUAAUGCUUCUUCUUACAAGUGCCCCCAGAAGCAGAAAGAAGAGGCCUCUCCAAGGCCCAGAGGAUCCCAAGGCAGUACAGCAAACGUUCUCCAUCUCUCUCCAGCCCCUGGGGAGAGGCAGGCUUCCAAAAUCAGCCAAGAAACUGCAGACAAACCAGGGAGUGAUGAGCCAAAGACUGGGGGACAGUCUGCUAGCCCAGCCUCUCAGAAACAGACUGCUCCUGGAGGCCAAGGAGAGAGGGGACAGCAGGAACCGUGUGCCAAAAGCCUCAAAACAGAAGCAACAAGCCUGAGGUCCCCUGCUGCCACAAGUGGAAUUCUCAGGAGCUCCAGCGAGGAUCCUACAGGGCAGAACCAGCUGGGAACCAGGGCUGAGGGCCUGACAGUAAGCUCCAUGCCUUCCAAAAAGCCUGAAAAGGUCCUAGAGGUAACUUCACAGGACAUUGACGUUCCAGCCAAGCCCAGAGUGCCCAAGGCUCCCUUCCGGUUGAGGAAACUCUUUUCUGCUACUUUCCCCACCCGGCUCAAAAAAGAGACAGACGAGCGGCAGGCCCAGCUGCAGAAAGUGAAGCAGUAUGAGCUGGAAUUCUUGGAAGAGCUACUCAAGCCAAAGACUAAAGGUGAUCCCCCACCGCUGGAGUAUCUGCUCCCUUCAGCAUCUGGGCGCUGUGCUUGCCAGCUGAAGACCAGCCCUGUGCAGAAGGUCCCUGGGAUGUCCAGGGAACAGAGGAGGAGCUGUGACUGUAAGCGUAUUAGCAGAGGGGCAAGGCCUCAGCCCAACCAGUUAGCUGCGCCAGAACUGGAAAGACGAGGCAGGGAGAAAGCCCAAAAACCCGAGGUGGUGAAAGGCACCAGUGUCAAAAGCCCUUUGAAGGGCAGCCGGCUGCGGUCCACGAGCCUGGAGUCCAGAGACCGCCGAUCCGAUCCCGAGAACAGCUUGUCGUGCUUGACUACGUGUGCCUCUCGCGGAGAGUGCAUGGGAGCCCCACAAUACAAGAAGCUCAUGCGCCGCUACAGCGUUAGCGAAAUUGACAAGACCGAUGAAAUGUCUCUGACCUCCGACAUCUACCAGAGCAUUUAUCCAGCCCAGCCGAAGUGCUUACAGAAGGAAAGCCAAGCUGCUGUCCAGGCGCCAGCCUUGAAGAGCAAAGCCCAGGAGACUCCUGCAGUGGGGGCAGAGCCCUCCUAUGUCCAAGUUGCACAGGAAAAAAAGAGCCAGAAGGACCACACAAUCUUCUCUCUCCAGGAGGACUUGUACCCAAGCCACGCUGAGCUGCCCGAGGAAGACAUGCACGGAGAGAAGUGCUGCUCCAUCCGGUACUGUUUCUACUACAGGAAGUGUGACAUGGCAGAUGACGGGAGCGAGAAGGAUGAGUUGUCCUAUUCCAUCCCCAUGCAGAUCCUUCCUGGCAUGAAACUUGACAGUCAGGCCGUUCCAGUUGUAAGCAGGACCCUUCAGGUUCUGGACGCUAGCGCUUGCAGCAGUCCUGACGACAACCAGACCCAAGAGAUAGACCUGCGGACCUCCACAUUUGAGGGCAGCCUGGCUAAGAUCCAUGCCCUGCGAGGCCGCACUUAUGCCUUGCCCGACGGGUUCCUGGCUGUACAGCUGGACACGAGUGAGCUCCUGACCAUCCUGAGGCAGUGUGUCGUGAACCCCGAAGUCCGGGAGGGCAAGCCCUACCUCUCGCAGCUGAUUGAAUACAAGCAGGAGCUGGCCUUGAAGUUCAAGGAGUUCAGGGCCUCUUGCCGCAGAGUGGCCGCAGUCGACAAGAGCCCGACACGCAUGCUCUUGGCCAUCACGAGCAGCUUCCAGGUACUAGGCAGCUUGAUUGAGACCUUUGUGCGGCUGGUGUACGUGGUGCGCUCGGAGGCUCAGAGGCAGGCGCUGCUGGCCAAAGUCGAGGAGGUGGUGCGGAACUACACUUUCCUGCUCAGGGCAGCCGAGGAGUCGACGGCCCGAACCGUGGGUCACAGGGACCAGGCUGCCGAUCCGCUGACUCGGCAAUCAGUGGCCACGGUCAUGAGCACUUUCAGACGCUCCUUGAAGACCCUAAUGAAUAAGUAA
Euleptes europaea (tarantolino) is the source of this 5250-nucleotide messenger RNA. It is a transcript of the gene FRMPD3, whose product is annotated as FERM and PDZ domain containing 3. Bases 13 to 5250 code for a protein of 1745 amino acids. The transcript is spliced from 16 exons. The record is from RefSeq and is a predicted model, not a curated record. Lineage: Eukaryota; Metazoa; Chordata; Lepidosauria; Squamata; Sphaerodactylidae. Gene Ontology annotation, biological process: signal transduction. Gene Ontology annotation, cellular component: cytoskeleton. Gene Ontology annotation, molecular function: protein binding.